Eucalyptus grandis is the source of this 1274-nucleotide messenger RNA. RefSeq names its product abscisic acid receptor PYR1. Gene Ontology annotation, molecular function: protein phosphatase inhibitor activity; abscisic acid binding; signaling receptor activity. Lineage: Eukaryota; Viridiplantae; Streptophyta; Magnoliopsida; Myrtales; Myrtaceae. Gene Ontology annotation, biological process: abscisic acid-activated signaling pathway. The record is from RefSeq and is a predicted model, not a curated record. Bases 90 to 737 code for a protein of 215 amino acids. Gene Ontology annotation, cellular component: nucleus; cytoplasm. The transcript has a single exon.
ACCCCUCUCUCCCUCAUUCCCCCAGUUCCACCCUUCUCUCUCUCUCUCUCUCUCUCUUACUUUCUCUCUCUAGACGAGCUCUUUCAAGAAUGGAGGAAGGCGAGGGCGAGACCUCUCAAGAAGCGCAAGAACGCGCCGUCGCCGCCGCGACGACGACGACGGCGCACCACCUGAAGGUGCCCGCCGGGCUGGCGCCGGAGGAGUUCGCGGCGCUGGCCCCCUUCGUCCACGAGUUCCACACCUACCGCCUCCGCCCGGGGCGGUGCUCCUCCCUCCUGGCGCAGCGCGUCCGGGCCCCGCGCGCCGCCGUCUGGCCCAUCGUCCGCCGCUUCGACCGGCCCCAGGUGUACAAGCACUUCAUCAAGAGCUGCUCCGUCGCGCCGGACUUCCGGCUCGCCGUCGGGUCGACCCGCGACGUCAUCGUCAUCUCGGGCCUGCCGGCCUCCACCAGCACGGAGCGGCUGGACGUGCUCGACGACGAGCGCCACGUGGCCGGGUUCAGCAUCAUCGGCGGCGAGCAUCGGCUGCGGAACUACCGGUCGGUGACGACGGUGCACGAGAUGGGGGCCGGGGGCGGCGGGGGGGAGAUCUGGACGGCGGUGAUGGAGUCGUACGUGGUGGACGUGCCGGAGGGGAACACGGAGGAGGACACGCGCCUCUUCGCCGACACCUUCGUGAAGCUGAACCUGCAGAAGCUGGCGGCCGUCGCCGAGGGGAUGGCUCGUGACCGGCGGUGACGUGGCGGAGGCUCAGGCGAGAAUAUCAAUAAGAGGAUCCCCCCACGACAGUUCCCUCUUUUCUUCCCCCGUGAUAUUGUUCUGGAAAAAAGGAUUCACGAGAUGCGAAGCUCCCUUUUCGUUUGCCUUUUUUGACCUCUCUCUCUCCCUAUACAGACAUGUGAGCGAGAUCGAGACGGGGCUGAUUCCGUCAGGAGAAAUCUAGUGAGAAAGAUCAAGAUCAAGAUCGAGUCAAAAGGGCAAUGCAGAUUUGGUUUUAGAUUAGUCAAGAGUGAUGCAAUGUGUACAGAAAUGUUCAUGAAAGGGUAUAUUCUCGUCGCUUGUUUCUGUAAAUUCUUUUCGCUGUGGAAACCAAUUGAAGCUCUCAAGAAUCGAGAUCAUCUGGAUUAUUAGAGGUAUUCACUUUUCUUGUUUUCUAAACCCUUUUCCUGUUGUGAUGAUAGCGGUGGUUUCUUGUUCUUGUCGUUUGUUGCUAGGGUAAGAAUCUCCAAACAAAUGUUCUUAACUGCUGUAACAUGGGUUUGACCUUCUUGGGUA